AUGCCGGCUUCAGCGCUAUACUCCAAACUUCACACUGAUGCUGAUUAUAAGCUCCUUCAGCUUGACUCGAGUCUUCUUAAAGCCCUUGAAAACGAGGGAAAACUGGCUUUCAAGGCUACAAAGGAGAGCGAUUCCGUAGUAUUAUGCUCCAAAUCCAACACAUGGACCCUUAAACAAAAAAAUCACUCUAACACGGUGCUUAUCAUGAGAGAGUUUGUACCAGAAGAGGUGCCACAAACCGAGAACUGGUCUACACUGGGCGUGAACGAACCCUCUACCUUCAGUUUAGGCUUUACAAAACAGAGUUACGAACUAGAGCCCCGUCCCACUGCCGGCGAGAUAAGCUACAGUACGCUUCCUAUAUAUUCUGGCGAAGCCCACAAAGCCCCAAAUGCUUCAGGCCUUUCUAAUGCGGCCUGCUUGUCUUUAGAAGAUCUGCGAAAUUGUUCACCCUGCUCCGACGAAGAAUUUGCCGAAAAAUGGCCUGCGUUGGGGGGCUGUGUUGUGAACGGAGCUGCAUGUAUUCUUUCAAGAGAGUUCAUUUCACGCGCUUUGCACAUAACACUAAUGAGUUGCAUGGCAGAGUCACUUGACUUUGACGAUCUAGAUGAACCUCAGGCUUUCGCAGCAGUCAACAAGGACAUGGGCGAGGCAGGGGAAUUUAACCCCUUUAGUAAGGAAGUGAUCAGUACAGUAUUGGGAAAGUUCUGUUCCUGGUCGCCUGGCGGCAGGUUCAAGCUUCAAAAGGAAACCAUUAGUCAAUGGUAUGGCAUUGAGGCGCUCAAAAAGUUCGCAUCUCGUUCUUCGAUCCCUCAAGAAGAGUUUAUGAUUAAGUGGAAGUCACUUUUCCCGCCAUAUUUUAGCUGUGACCUGGACUUUAAAGCACUGCGGGGAUAUUAUUACCGCCCUCUCGGCUCUUGCAUACAAUACUUCUCAAAAGAAACCCUUCCUGACGAUCCAAAAGAGCGAUUCAGCUAUCUGUUCAAGUUACAAUCCACAUGGGACUUAGAUGAGAUAGCGCCCUUUAUUGACCAACUUAAUACUAAAGGUGUAAAGAUCGAAAGUUUUGUCAUGAAGUUUGCAAGAAGGAGGCGUCAAGGCAAACGCGUCACAGUCAGCGCGCGUUGA
This is a messenger RNA of Lachancea thermotolerans CBS 6340, 1128 nucleotides long. RefSeq names its product Dcc1p (gene DCC1). The record is from RefSeq and is a predicted model, not a curated record. Bases 1 to 1128 code for a protein of 375 amino acids. NCBI's taxonomy places the organism in Eukaryota, Fungi, Ascomycota, Saccharomycetes, Saccharomycetales, Saccharomycetaceae. The transcript has a single exon. Gene Ontology annotation, biological process: mitotic sister chromatid cohesion; maintenance of mitotic sister chromatid cohesion. Gene Ontology annotation, cellular component: chromatin; chromosome, centromeric region; Ctf18 RFC-like complex.